ACAGCAGUAAGGAACCUUUUCUUUCAUGGCGGUCCCUGCUUGGACCAUAUUCAUACUUGUCAAACGCCCCUGCUGGUUCCUUCUGCACUUCCAUCAAAUCGACACCUUGGCCAGAAUUUUUCAUACUUGUCCAAUUUCAAAAUCAUCUUCUACACUCAUCCCUCGCCCAAACAAUAAAUCCCCUCUGCUAAUAAUACAACCCUAAAUCAAUUUCAUCCCAUGCAGCAAAUGGCGUGCAGGCUAACGAAGCUUCAGUCCAGGCUGACAAUGGCGUCUCUGCCGUCCACCACAUUCAAGCAAUCAUCGUCCUUGCAGAAAAAAAAUUUCAUCUGUCACAGACGAAGCAUUGGGCUUAAGCGCGGCUUCUUUGCGGCGGCAUCAAACCCUAGAACUAUCUUCCCCUGCCUCAAACCCUCAUAUCUUCUCCUGCCGGCAAACCGCUUACGAAUUUGCCAUAACCGUCUGGCCUUCCUCGCCUAUUCGCCCGAUACCCCGAAACGAGAAAUAAACCCUAAUCCCUCAUAUCCAACCCCCAGCGAGCCCGAUGUCCCGAAGCCAGAAAUUAACCCUAAUCCCUCCUAUCCAACCCCCGGCGAACCGGCAACCACCCCCGGGAAACAUCCUUUGCCGCCAGAAUCCCCUGAACCUUUACCGCCUGAAGUCCCUACCAAACCAGAGAUUCCCCCAUCGCCUGAUCCUUCUUGGCCUUCCGAGGUCCCCCAUGUUGACCCCUCUCCGCGGCCGGAAAUUUCACCGCCCGAUUCGGGAAAGACUUACCCUGUAGAACCGCCUACAGAAGUGCCGCUCAGAACAAUUAGCAUUCGAGAUCCGCCACUGUAUCCUCCUGGUUCUCCGCCGCCUGAUAUCGUUCCGCCAGUUACUCCUCCUGGUCUGCCUCCAGAUAUUCCGCCAAAUGUUCCGCCAAUUCCACCUCCAGAUGUUCCUCCAAUUCCCUCGCCAGAUUGGCCUCCGUUUCCAUGCCCUCCACCUCCUGACCCGUUUCCGCCUAUUCCUUCACCGCCUAUUAUGCGAGACUGGCCUUUGCAGGUUCCAUGGAUACCAAUUUUAAAUAUUAUCGGCUUUCAGUAAUGUAUUGUUCUCCAGCUCAGGGGCAUUGUUAGACAUUUAGAUGUGUUUUAUCACCCGGUUCUUAUUUUCAUCUAUAUUCAUUUCCUCAAUCUCACUAUGUAAUAGGUUAGCAAAAAUGUAUAUUGCUGUAAGUUGUAGUUCAAAUCCUUUUCGCAUGGGCAUUCUUAUAAAGCUAUGAAAAUUAGAUAAGUUGUCCAA
Cryptomeria japonica (Japanese cedar) is the source of this 1287-nucleotide messenger RNA. Its product is annotated as vegetative cell wall protein gp1-like. The transcript has a single exon. The record is from RefSeq and is a predicted model, not a curated record. Lineage: Eukaryota; Viridiplantae; Streptophyta; Pinopsida; Cupressales; Cupressaceae. Bases 220 to 1089 code for a protein of 289 amino acids.